Molecule: messenger RNA, 692 nt
Organism: Oryza brachyantha (malo sina)
Lineage: Eukaryota; Viridiplantae; Streptophyta; Magnoliopsida; Poales; Poaceae
Product: cyclin-dependent protein kinase inhibitor SMR4
Exons: 1
Coding region: 147-410 (87 amino acids)
Biological process (GO): regulation of DNA endoreduplication
Source: RefSeq, a predicted model, not a curated record
AGCAGCGCUUCUAUAGUUCUACUAUAUAUUUAGCCCUUACUCUCUGCUUGCUUCACGUUGUUGCUUUGCUUGCUCUGUUCUUGCGUAGCUCACCAUUCAAAUCUUGCUUGCUUAGCCUUUUGAGUUUUGCGUUGGGAGUGUUAUCAAUGGAGGUGGAGAUGAGGCACGACGAGGUGGAGGUGGCGACGGAGGAGGAGGAGCUGCAGGGGUGGGAGACGCCGAGGAGGGAGGAGUGCCGCAUCCCGGUGGUGCCGCCGUGCCCGGGGCCGCCGAGGAAGAGGCCGGUGGCGCUGCCGGAGCUGGGGAAGGAGCGGCGGGAGCCGCCCAAGGGCGGGUACUUCCAGCCGCCGGACCUCGAGUCGCUGUUCAAGCUCGCGCCGCCGCGCAGGCAGGCCUCCAGCUGCGCCUAGCUUAGGGCCCGGUUGCUGGUAUAGUGUAGGGAUUGCUUCUGCAGUUGCAUCUUGUUUGGUCGUUUUUUGUGGAGCAAGAUGGAUGUUGCAUUUGCCUGUUCUGCUUUUGUGAUGGAAAUAGCUGCACCUACCAACCUGCAGCUUGUGUGAUACUGCUAAUUACUAGGCGAAAACAAAAUCUAUGUAUCUAUGUACAUGCUAUCGCAAGUUCAAAAUGAAAAAAAAAUGUUCUGAAAAUGGGACCUGUAUCUUUUGUGCUCUGAGCCUGUGAUGGGUGUACAU